Messenger RNA from Sphaerodactylus townsendi, 1870 nucleotides. RefSeq names its product protein YIF1B-A-like. Gene Ontology annotation, biological process: endoplasmic reticulum to Golgi vesicle-mediated transport. The transcript is spliced from 12 exons. NCBI's taxonomy places the organism in Eukaryota, Metazoa, Chordata, Lepidosauria, Squamata, Sphaerodactylidae. Gene Ontology annotation, cellular component: COPII-coated ER to Golgi transport vesicle; endoplasmic reticulum membrane; endoplasmic reticulum-Golgi intermediate compartment. The coding region runs from base 1 to 1515 and encodes 504 amino acids. The record is from RefSeq and is a predicted model, not a curated record.
AUGGCUCCCACUCUGACGCCGGUUGGGUUGGCUGUCGUCUCCUCGAUCUCAACGCCCACUUCUCCUCCACCCCCCGCUCCCAGUCUCGGCUCUCUCCUUUCUGGGCCGGAACCUGCACGCCGUUUAUUCAACAUGUUUACCGCUCAUUCGGCCUCUCGCUAUGGUCUCCCAAUCACGGGCCCCAAAUUCUAUCUCAAAGUUCUGGUGCCGCUUUUUGGGUUGUUAGUCGCUUCGCCGCCGCCACUCUACCACGCUCAAAUUCCCUGUUCUUCUCGCCGUGCCGCCUGGCGUAGUCCGCCUGCUUCCGCCCCGCCGCCGUCUGCCCACCAGCACCGCCUGCAAUGCCCAACGCCAAAGUCGCCGCCGCCGCGCCGCCUCAAAGUUCUGCUCCGUGUUGCCCUCCUCUCUGCCCACCGCCCACUGCUUCUGCUGAGCAGCGUUCUUCGCAGGGGGCUCCUCCCGCCUCCCGCCUCCCGCGACCGACAGGCCUGCCUUGCAGGGGCGUCCUCGGCCUCCAGCCCUCGAGGUAGGCCGGGCCGAGAGCUGCAGCCCGCCCCACCCCUUCCCUCCGCCAAUCCGGGCAGGGCGGCGGCAGACGUCAUCGCGGCGGCCUGGGCGUCGGACGUGCCCUCCCAUUGGCGAAGUCACGGAGAGCCUCCGUCGGCCGGAGCAGCCAUGAGCGCGGCGGCCGGCGGGAGAGCCGGGCCCGGCAGGGAGCCUGCCAAGCGCCGCCCGCCCAACUCGCCGCCGCCGCCGCCGCUCUUCGACGACACCAGCGCCGCCCCCCCGUCCCGUCCCGUCUCCAGCCUCGCCGCGGCCUACGGGAGCUCCCUGGCGGCGCAGGGGAGGCAGCUCGUGGCCCAGCACAUCGACCGCUUCGUCCCCGUGGCCAGGCUGCAGUACUACUUCGCGGUGGACACCCUCUACGUGGGCAGGAAGCUCGGCCUCCUCCUCUUCCCCUUCCUGCACCGGGACUGGCAGGUGCACUACCAGCAGGACACACCUGUGGCCCCCCGCUUCGACAUCAACGCCCCAGACCUCUACAUUCCAGUUAUGGCGUUCAUCACCUACAUCUUGGUGGCAGGGCUGGCCCUGGGAACACAGAAUAGGUUUUCCCCAGACCUGCUGGGCUUGCAGGCCAGCUCGGCCUUGGCCUGGCUGAUUGUGGAAGUCGUGGCUGUCCUCCUGAGCCUCUACCUCGUGACGGUCAACACCGAUUUGACCACGAUCGAUUUGAUUGCCUUCUCAGGGUACAAAUACGUGGGGAUGAUCGUGGGCCUCGUGGCUGGGCUGCUUUUUGGGAAGACCGGCUACUUCCUGCUGCUGAGCUGGUGCUGCCUCUCUAUCUUCGUGUUCAUGAUCCAGACCUUGCGGCUGAAGAUCUUGUCUGAGGCUGUUGCAGAAGGGGUCUUGGUGCAGGGAGCUAAGAACCAGCUCCGCAUGUACCUGACGAUGGGCGUGGCUGGUCUGCAGCCGAUCUUCAUGUACUGGCUGACUUUCCACCUGGUUCGCUGAGGCCAACACAGGAUUCACUGGAAGCUGACACCGUGCAGCUAGCCUCCCAGCAGGGCACUCAGCUGCACAGGGGGCACCGCCAGCGAAACCUCGCACUGUGGCUGCCUGCUUCUCACGGCGUCCCCCUGCAAGGGCCCCGUGGCUGCCUGUGUGUGGCUGCUGGCCCCUUCCUUCCAAUGUGUUCUUGCUCAUUUGUGUGUCAGUAUUGGUGUGGAGGAGGGGGGGGGUCCACAACCCCGGGCGUUGUGUUUUGUUAAAUCCACCCGUUUGGAUGCUGCCGGUGGGCAACUUGUGUUCUAAUAUCAAGCAAAUAAAAUGUGAAACACCCCCCCCCCCCCCGCGGGGGGUGGCAGCA